AUGAAGAAGUUUUUAAAGGAAUAUAAAUCACAAGUUUGCAAAAGUUUCUCUGAUUCACAAACGUCAGUUCCAUUUGGGGAACGUGUGACUAUUACGACUCGUCAUGAUGUGGAGCCCGAGCCCACGCCGGUACCAGAGGCGCAAGACCCACAAGACACAACGGCGAAGGCAGGCACUAUCAGGACAGAGGAGUACAAACGAGACUUAGCAGAGUUCCAAGCCAGGCGGUCAAUCGGGAACAAGGAGCUGCAGGUCACUCCGGUGAAGAAGAAAUGCGGCAGACACUCCCUGCCGAUCUCUUGUACAGAUUGCGCAGCGGAACACGACAACACGUUCAACUACGAAAAGAAAUCCGCCGUCAAAUAUAAGAAGAAAACACACAAACGUGUACGCAGCGCGACAUCCAGCGACAGACUCAACGAUGGCCUCCCCAACAUACAGUUCCUUUUUCAAAAUCAAGUUUUUAUGCCCGGUAAUAUAUUUGAAACGGCAUCCUAUUCAGAACCGCAGAAAUCGAAACGUCUCACCAGGCACAGAGUUAUAAGAUCGCCAGAAGCGGAUUUUUUAGUUCGGCAACACAUAGAUUUUAAAGAAGAAGAAGAACAAUUUGAGCCGCCAGAGUUUUUCAGAAACAAUUCGCUGCCGUACGAUAUCAAGACGUUUCUUAGUCCGAAAAUCGAAGAUGACGUUGACGGGUUAAGAGCAGCGGGGGAUCUCAGAUUAUCUAGUCAUAAUUCGUCGGUGAAGGAUGAUAGUGAUGAUAAAUUGUGGGAGGUGAUGAGUGAGCUGAAGAACUUGGACCAGUGGGCUGAUGAACAGUUGCAGCCGAGGACGCCGAACAGGACCGUUUCGGAUGAUAGCAAAAGUGACACAAGCGCCUACGGUCUACCCAUAGCCAGCUCGAGCAACGUAGAUGUCGCCACUGAGAAGGACAAGGUCUGGAGUCUGGGCAAGUGGGGCGUGGUGCCGGUGCAGAUCAAGAGACUGCACGGGGUCACCAUCCAGCACGUCAAGAAGAAACGGAACGUCGAGGUCAAUAUUCUGAGAAAAUGUCGGCACCCAAACAUAAUCUUGUUAAUGGGCCUGUAUACAGGUAUCCACGAUAACAUUCAGCUGAUCUGCGAGAGAUGUCUAGACACACUGUACGGCAUUCUUCAUGUUCAGGGUCGCAUACUAAGCGCUCAAACAUCAGUCCAAUACGCGUUAGACAUCGCCAACGCUCUCGUGUUCCUGCAAAUGCAAGGCUACAUCCACACCGGCCUAAAUAGCACCAGUAUAAUGAUAACAGCUCAAGGAACAGCUAAGUUAGCCGAUCUUGGCCCUUGUACUAAAUUGCCCAAGCCUAAAGAACAUAACGAAAAGAGUUUGGAUUUGUACUCUUCCGAACCGCACUAUGUUAAUAUUGAAGCCACCCGCGAGCAAAACGUCGACUGCGAGCCGCUUCUUUCUACCCGAUCGUCCGAGACCUACCUCAUAUCGAACGCAGUCGCCAAACCUUAUGCCGAAUACCGCACGUCGCAACAUUACCGCUGGCACGCGCCGGAACUGUUCGCCAUAGAGGAAGAGGAGGUGUUCCCGUGCGCUAAGUCUGAUGUGUAUUCUCUGUGUCUCGUGCUAUGGGAGUGCUGCAAUGCCCAAAUACCAUGGAAAUCUCUGUCCUACGAGAAACUGAAAGAGCUAUACACGCUCUGGAAGACAGGCAUACGGCUCCCGCAAGAUGGCACCUAUCCGGGUAGUCUACUAUCGCUGCUACAAAACGGACUGAAACUUCAGCGCAGUGAACGCAUGGAUCUUGUUACUUUACAGGAAACUUUGCAGACUGUCAAGAGUAACCUUGAAGAGUUAGAAUACAUAAUCAUAUCAGCAAGGCUAUCCAAAAAGAAGUCUACCUUCAGUUCCGUAGCUUGGGACACUACCUCUCCCACAGACUCCGAUUGCCUCAGUCCACGUAACAUCGAGCACCAAGCUAUCAUACACAACGAAAAAGAUAGCACAACUAGCAGCGAUAAUUAUGCAAGCCCCAUAUACCACACCAUACGAAAAACAAAAACUGAAACACGACAAAUACCAGAGAAAUGCAUCGUGUCAAAUGAGCAAGAUCGACCGGUACUCAAAUACGAACAUUUACCCGAUAAAGAUUACAACUCAAGCGCCUGCUCAACUCCAAUAGCAAAGUUACGUGCGAGAAUCAACAAUUUAGGAACGCCAGGCGCUCUACAUAGAAGCGAUUCUACUGAAUACUGUAGCAUUUUAAGCCCUAAUAAUUUUGCCGUUAACGAUUCCAAAUGUACUGAAGAACGACCCACAGCUAAACUAAGCCGCAGUUUCACGCCUCAAUCUUAUAAACCACUACAUAUAAAAGUACCGGAGUUUAAUUUGGAUGAUGUGAAAACGCUAUUGAAGGAUCAGAAUGAGAGCGGCCGUUCUUCGUACAAUUUUGAUAUAAAAAACUAUAGUUUGCCGACUACGCCGAUAGCGAGGAGUAACAAAUUGAGGAGAAACGCUUGGUUGUCUGGCGAUGUGAGCACGACGGAGCGCAGUACUGAGAAACUGAGAGAUGAUAGCAGGAAGUCUAACAAUGAAGAAUUUAACAACAACCAAUCAUCUCGGGAAUCUUCUAUUUUAUCCAACAAGAACUGUUUUAAAGAGAAGUCUAUUCAAGAGGACGUAGAAUCGGUUUGCAGUCAAAACAUGAAGUUCAGCACAAAAUCUUGUUCGCCUGAAAGUGACAUACAUCAUUCAGCGACCAACUAUUCGCGGGAAAGUGUGGACGCGAUUCAAAAUGGCGUGAGACAUUCGUCUGAACGCACGGAGUUACAGGACAAUGGACGCUUGUGCUCACCAGAAAUGGUGACGCGGCAGGAGAACUUCGCUGAUUUUAAAAGGCUAUCGUCACAAUCGUCGGCCGAAUCUCCCGGGCGCGAGCGCAGCAACUCGUGGUCAUACAAGAGUUCGGAGCUCGCCAACAGAUGGCGCUUACAGGACGAAGCGUUAGCAGGUCUCAGCGUGAAGCCGUUGGUCGCCAUACACGAGAAGUGGAUCCUGGAGGCUAACAGGAAGACCGGCCGAUCGUUUUCUCUGCCUGAGGAUAGCAAGAAUCAGCUGUCAGCGGCGGUGAAGCCGGCGUCGCACUGCGUGCGCGCGCAGCAGUCGCUGCCGGCGCUGGCGGGCCGCGCUCACGGCAGCCAAUGGGAGCAGUUCUGCCAGAACCGUGAGGCGAUCGCGAAGAGUAUAAACUUUUCUGAGAGGGGUCGAGAUAGGACACGACAGAAGAGCUUCGAUAAAUGCACGUCUUCGGAAGACGUGACCAUAACGACCAGUAAAACCGACCAAGCGACCGACACGAGAAGCAUAGAGGAAUUCAUCAGGGAACUAAUUCGCAAGGAGUUCCAACAUCUAUUACAUGAAAUAUCUGAAGAUUCCUGCACAUGCGACGACAUUCUCAAUAAAGGAGUGUCUAACAUCGUCGAGAGCUUGAAGAAUGACGAGGAAGGGAAGAAGGAGACUGUCAAGUCAUUUUCUAGAGUGAAAAUUAACGGGAACAACAAGCCGUUGCUACAGAUUACGUUUAGUCGGACUGGGGAGAAUAGUCUGCAGGUGCUAGAUAACUGCGUGAACGUAAUGAUAAGCGAGUCGAGCCCCGCCCGGGAUAAGAACCCAGCCGAUGACGAGCCGACGCUCUUGAAGAGGUGUCAGGCUUUCAAUGCUAUACAGGAAGCUAGAAGCACCGAAGAUUUGUACAUAGAUGACGACCUCUCCACGCAUUUGCAAGAAAAUUUUGGAGGCAAAGUGAAGCUGAUACCGCUACACGGCUCGCUGCACGAGAUACUGUGCGAGAGAGAGGACGAUUGUUGUCUCAUCAAGGUGAAGCAAGAAAACGGGUGCGACACGAUCUACUUCCGCUGCGACAACUCGGACACGGAGUCGCGCGACGCCGUGGACGCGCCGCGCGACACGCUGCUGCUCGCGCGCACGCGCACGCUGGCGCGCCGCGAGACCGUGUGUCGUGUGGGGCGGCCGCGGCCCAAGUCGGAGAUAUUCACGCCCACCCUCAAAGAAACCAGAAUUCUAAGCAACAGCAGCCCCUCCUUAAUCACCCGCGAUGAAGAAAUCGAAGUCAAUAUAGAAAACGUGAUGAGCUACCAGGACUCCUCGUCGGAGGAGUGCAUCAAGUGCCAGAUUGAGAAUGACGACUUUGAGAUGCUGGAGAAGAAGAUCGAAGAAGAUUUGGCCAACAGCACGAUGUCGUCGCUCACCUGCGGGUGCUUGGAGAAAAUUUCUGAGGAAAAUUUGUCGGUUAUAAAUGAGGAUGCGACGGAGAGGAAUGAUUACUGAUGAUUCAUUUGGUUGAUAUUUUGUGAAUGAUUUUCAUUGUUAUACUAAUUGGUUGUUAACUGUCAGAACUAAUAUUAAUCGUGUUGCGUAUCCGAUUUUUGACAAAUCGUUUUUUGACUUAAUUCGAAGAAAUCCAAACGAUUAACGAUAACAUAUUGCAUAUUUUGAGAUAUAUU
Messenger RNA from Amyelois transitella, 4511 nucleotides. RefSeq lists its product as uncharacterized. Gene Ontology annotation, molecular function: protein kinase activity; ATP binding. The record is from RefSeq and is a predicted model, not a curated record. The transcript is spliced from 16 exons. The coding region runs from base 1 to 4335 and encodes 1444 amino acids. NCBI's taxonomy places the organism in Eukaryota, Metazoa, Arthropoda, Insecta, Lepidoptera, Pyralidae. Gene Ontology annotation, biological process: protein phosphorylation.